GAGGACUGACAACUCAUGGGGCCCCUGAGCAAUAGGGGAUCAUGGGGCCCUGUUGUUGCCCAAACUCAAAAAAGCCUAACCAGGGGCGUACUGACAACUCAUGGGGCCCCCGGGCAAUAGGGGAUCAUGGGGCCCCUGUGUCCUUGCCCAAACUCAAAAAAGCCUAUGAAAAAGGUACCAGGGGUAUCUCAUGGGGCCCCCUACUGACCCCGGGUCCUCGGGCAGUGCCUGAGUUUCCAAAUGGUCAGUCCGCCCCU
This is a messenger RNA of Staurois parvus, 257 nucleotides long. Lineage: Eukaryota; Metazoa; Chordata; Amphibia; Anura; Ranidae. The record is from the annotation of a GenBank genome assembly.